Molecule: messenger RNA, 785 nt
Organism: Linepithema humile (Argentine ant)
Lineage: Eukaryota; Metazoa; Arthropoda; Insecta; Hymenoptera; Formicidae
Gene: blp
Product: mitochondrial import inner membrane translocase subunit Tim16
Biological process (GO): protein import into mitochondrial matrix
Cellular component (GO): TIM23 mitochondrial import inner membrane translocase complex
Source: RefSeq, a predicted model, not a curated record
ACUGUGAUUGGUCAAUUUGCUUAUUGCUUAUGUUUUUCUAUGUGUCGCGGUCCUUAACCGUCGUGCAUGGAAGACAGGGUUAGGUUCCUCAUGGUCGGAACGAAAUGUCGUGCCGCUAAUGCGUCGACAAGAAUACAAAUUUGCGUGGACGCACGUAAUCUUGGAGCGGUGUCAAACAACCGAAAAAAAACGAGUGAGAAAAUCAUCGUUGCUGGCAGCGUGACAGCUCGUUCGCGUGCAAAGUACCGCAGUAAGCGGAAAGAGAGGUUAGGCCAUGGCGAAGUACCUGAUACAGAUUAUCGUGAUGGGCACGCAGGUCAUCGGUAAAGCUUUUGCACGUGCAUUGCGUCAGGAGAUCGCGGCGAGUCAAGAAGCGGCGCGAAGGGCAGGCGGUGGAAGACAAGGGGCACAACAUGCUGCCGCUAAUAACAGGACCGGACUCACACUGGAUGAAGCUCUUCGCAUCCUUAACGCAGAACGUUCCGACCAGACAGAAGUGAUCGAGCAAAACUACAAAUACCUCAUGGAAGCUAACGACAGAUUAAAGGGUGGCUCGUUCUAUCUACAGUCUAAGGUUGUACGCGCUAAGGAGCGCAUUGAUGAGGAACUUAAAUUUCAAAAAACAACAGCACCACCACCAUCGUCUCAGUCGCAAACAGGCGGCGAAGAAGCUUCCAAGCAACCAUAAAACUCACUUCUAGUCUAAAUUUACUUAUUUUAAUUCUAGAAAUUCUAGAAAUCUGUAUAUAAUAAUUCAUGAUAAAUAGUAAAGAUGUUGAACAGAA